Molecule: messenger RNA, 6915 nt
Organism: Platichthys flesus (European flounder)
Lineage: Eukaryota; Metazoa; Chordata; Actinopteri; Pleuronectiformes; Pleuronectidae
Exons: 7
Coding region: 2086-5136 (1016 amino acids)
Biological process (GO): regulation of transcription by RNA polymerase II
Cellular component (GO): nucleus
Molecular function (GO): DNA binding; protein dimerization activity
Source: RefSeq, a predicted model, not a curated record
GCCAUGUGGCGUGGCUGCUCUUAGGGAUGGCUUUCUAUAGCCCCUGAUUAUAUCAACUUUUAGCCUCACAACACUGACGGCCUUUGCAAUUCCCCCAUGCAUCUCGUCUGAAGUGACAGAAUGCAUUUGGUUUGUGAUUCAGAAAGUUGCAUGUUAUGUAGGGAGCAGGUGGAAAGGUGUGUUCCUGUAUGUGCACACACUCGUGCACACACACACACUACGUGUGAGAACAGAACAAUGUUAUGAACAUAGAGCUGCAACGAAUAGUCGACAAAAUCGACGAUGUCGAUUGUGAAAAAUAGUCGACAUGGAUUUUUAUCAUCGACGCGUCAUAUACUAUGAAUUGAUUAAGCCCUACCGGUAAUUUUAAUUCGGCAAUUUUCAUUCGGCAUUGCAAUGCAAUACAGGAAGCGCUGGGGGCAGUAUCGAUUCCAUUGUCUAGAUGUACCAUGGCAGAGAAGAACAACGAUUGGAAAUAUGGCGGAAAAGAGAGUUGGAGAACCGAAACAGAUUAGAACGAGAGCUUCAAAGGUCUGGGAAUAUUUCACCAUCAAACCAGACAAAAAAGUACAAUGCAGCAUAUGCAAAAAGGAACUAGCAUUUCAUAGCAGCACCACGGCAAUGCAUGAACAUUUGAAACGGAAGCAUCCUGGAGCCACCACGUCGUCUCAUUCUGCCAGUACUAAGCAAAAGCGUGUGGACGAGUUUGUCCUGAAGAGAGGCUCAUGCACCCCUGACAUGAAACCUCUAUCAAUGGUUGAGGAUGAGGGCUUUAAGCAGAUGGUCAACACAUUCCAUCCAGGUUACACCUUACCUUCCAGAACUCAUUUUACAAAGCUCUUGGAGCAAAAGUAUGAAGCUACACUUGUCAGAGUUAAAGAUAGUCUGAAAGCAACUUAGAACAAGAUUGUCCUCACAACUGAUGCUUGGACCAGUGUAGCAACAGAGGCAUAUCUUGGCAUCAAAUGUCACUUUAUAAGUGAUGACUGGGAGCUCACUAGCUUCUGCUUCACAACAAUGCCACUUGAAGAGAGACACACUGGAGCCAACAUUGCUGCAUGGCUUGAGCAGGCUGUGGCAAGAUUUGAGAUCCCUACAAGCCGAAUCGUGAUCUUGAUUGCUAUUUUGAGUUACUUUUUAAAACUUUAUUUGCACUUCUCUCUUCUUUUAAAAGCAAAUUUGCACUUUAAUUUUUAUUACAAUUUUGUUUAUUUAUAAUGUUUACAUGUCUACACAACUUGUUACUGAAAUACAUUUGAAGUUCAAAUUCCAACAUUUUGAGUCAUUAUUUUAACUUGCUAUGGGAAAUAAUCGUUAGAUUAGUCACUUAAUGGAAAAAAUUGUCGAUAGACUAAUCGAUUACCCAAAUAAGCUGCACUUCAGAGAGUGCAGCCUCUCAAGGUUCACCUUCUCACAACACCAGAGACAGGAAGGCAACUCCCAAUACACAACAUAAGAGCUCUAAUCGAGGCUAUUCCUGCAGAGGCUGUCAGACCAUCUGUGGAAUAAAUCUUUGAUCAGGCAUUAUAUAAGUCAUACACAAUAUUAAUUAAAGGUGAGUAACAAAUCCCUGACAAUGAUCGGGCACAAACAUCCAGACUCCAAGCUGUUAUUAAAUAGUUACUCAAUCAGAGCAAACCUCAGCUGCAAAAUACAGGCGUCAUUAUGAAGCAACCAGGGAUCUGGAGCUAGAGGAGGUUGUCAGGUUUUAACAGAGUGGACAACGUGGUCUGUGAACUGCUAUCCAGUCUGCCUUUUGGAAAUCUCUUCAAAUUUCUGUCAGUUGAGAGAGGUGUAGGACCACAGGCCAGUUAUUUUAGUUUUAAAAAUUAGAACACGCUCCAUAGAGUAACUAUAUUCCACCUCAUUUCUGUAUUGAAUAAAUUAUUGUGUUAUGUUCUAGGUUUCGAUCUCAACCAUGAAGAAUACUUUGAGGAUGUUCCAUUUCUGCAGAACGCUUCCAAUCAGAACUACGUCCCGGAUGCAGUGCUGCCACCUGGGGAGCCCUGGCUCCAUGGCGGCCCCUCACGAGCAGUGCUGUCCCUGCCUUCCUGCCUGGGCCUGUGUGGGGAGGAUGGGUCUCUCAUGUCUGGUCCUGGAUCUUCUGGCGAGGAGCCGAUGGGAGAGGUGAAAGUGUACGCCAAGUGUCACCUCCAGCAAGGCGUCAUGUUUGGGCCCUACAUAGGAGAAAUGUGCAGGGGUCAAAUGCCGAACAGCCUAAAAUACUCCUGGGCUAUCAGAGAUGAUGCUUCAUUCAUCUACAUUGACGCUUCUGAUGAAAAUAAAUCCAAUUGGAUGAGGUAUGUUACAUAUACGAGCAAUGAGGAGGAGCACAAUCUAUUUGUCUUCCAGUUUUACCGCCACAUCUACUACAAGGUUUCCCAGCCCAUCACAGAGGGAGCACAGCUCAGAGUGUGGAUUGGGAAGGAUUAUGCCACCCUGCUGGGCCUCGGGAUGGGCGACAGUGUAAAAUGUGAAAUCGGAGAAAAGGAAACAGCUCUGCGUCUCCUGCAAGACAUCCAGUUGGUCACCCUCCCGGAGUCGUGCAGCUCUUCCCUUUGGUCAGAUCACAGCCAAUCACAGAGCCCCAUGCCUGUCAUCAGUGACGUGACGACAGUGUCAAAUGCAGACUCGGCUAUUGAUCCAGGGGGGCUGUCUGGCUCCGCCUUCCCCUCUACUUCCAUCAUGUCCUUCCCGCUCCCCAGCUCCCAGCUGAUGGAAAAGUAUGAUUUUAUGCCUGGAACAGAAAAACUGCUGAGUAGCCCAAACGUCACGCAACACAGCCCGUGGUACUUUUUCGGUUUCGAGCCGGACCCAACCGGUCGGCCCCUGGACCGGAGCAUCGUGGUGUGUAAGCUGUGUUGGGACCACGUGAGCUGCGCCGGAGGAGCUGCCGAACUCCAAAACCACCUGACCAGCAAGCACCACAUCAGAACACGUGACUGCAACAAGGAGCGGGCUCUUCUGAUAACGGGACAUCACCACCCUCACUCACUGAUAGGUACCAACGGCCUGGUCAACACAUUCCCCCAUGUUUUGUCUGCUCAAGUGACCCAUGCCAUAACCAACUUCCUCAUCAUGGAUCUCCAGUCCCCGGCUCUGGUGGAAGGGGAGGGCUUCAAACAGCUGAUCCUCACCCUCCUGCCCUCAUGCAAGGAUCUGCCGUCACCUUGUCAGCUGGAGUACCUCCUGAGAGAACACCACAGCAAGGGCAAAGCGAGGCUGUCCCAGCUGCUGAUGAGGAAAACAGUAGGUGGGGAGAGCGAGGAGAUAUCUGACUACACCGCUCCCAUCGAGUGCGAGCCCAGGAAACGUGGCCGACCUCCUGGCAAUCAGAGGGGAGUUCAUCACUUUGUCACUGUAAGUGUGGACAUUUGGUCGCACAACUGGCAGGGCAAACCCGAGAGGUACCUCACCGUCUGGGCACACUGCAUAGACGCCAGUUUUGUCUCUAAGAAUCUGGCCCUGGCAACCCAAAGACUGAAGGAGUGUGAGGUGAAAGACUACACCCUUCAAGCAGUGGAGACCCAAGUCAAAGUGAUGGCACAGGAGUGGGGGAUCUUUCAGCCUAAUCUGGUGCUGCUGGGAGGGGAAGGAAGGAAUAAAAUGGGGCUGGGGACAAUAAAGGGGAAGAAAGGUGGAGAGGCGGCAGUAAGCGUCCCUCACCCAAACUCAACAACAUUUCUUGAAAGGGACGAAUCUGUGUCAUCCGAGGAACCACAUGGCUCCGAGUGCAGCCAAUCCAGUCAGGGGCUUGCAUCUAUUCCAUGUUUCUUCAGCAUCGUGCAGGACUGCAUCGAGGAAUUAAUGUCACAUCAUGUCAUCUCCAAGACCCUCGGCCAGUUUCAGGGUAUUGUAUCAACAAUGUUCCUGCCACCUGCUUUAAACAGAGGCUCAUAUCAGCAUCAUGUCCAGAGUCUGCUGGAGACGCUGACGAGACAGGAACAGGCCGAGCUGAAGUCGUGGGCUCAUUGUCAGCCAGCGUGGAAUAAGCUCUACCCUCUACUGAGCAUGCUCAUCAAACAUAAGAGCCUCGUCUGUGAUGUAAUAAAAGAGAUGAAAAUGCAGGGCUUGUCCAAAGAAGACACUGCUUCAGAAGCCAGUUCAUCUGGCGGCUGCCACGCCAACUCCACCUCCAACACGGCCUCAGCAAACGUCACAGUGCGUUCUGAUUGGAAUGUCCUGGAGGAUCUGUGUUUGGUGCUCAGACCCCUGGACGUGGCCUGUCGGACCCUCGCCAAGGAGGCCUUCCCUCGUCUUUCCCUCAUCAAACCCAUUCUCAUCGGCCUGCUCUCCCGCCACCUCGUCUCACGGCCGGGAGAUUCGUCAUCCAUCUUAAAGGAAGUGAAGAGGAUGAUGAGGCGAAACUUGUCGAGCUGCUACGACAACCCUGUGGUCAACAGGGCUCUGUGCGUGGCGUGUUCCCUCGACCCACAGUUCCAUGGGCUGGGCUUCAUGGAGGAAAAGGAGCAGACGGCCACAUUCGAUUGGUUGAAGAAAGAGGCCGUCAAGAUUGCGAAGGAGGAAAGGAGGAGGAGCCAUCUUAAGAGCCAGAGCAAGAGAAGCUCCUCCCCCGGGUCUCCAGCGUCGGAUAGCGACUACCGGCGGAGGAGCAAACGCCUCAAAGACUCCCGCCCAAUCAACUUCAGAGAGGCCGACGAUGACGACGAGAGCGACGUUGUAGAGGCCAAUGAGAACGAGACAGUGGACCCGGCCUCCCAGAGUGCGCUCUCCGGUAUGGAGUUCCUGCUGGGAGACCUGUUCUGCUCAACCCCCCAGAGCAAGCAGAGCUCAGCUGAGGAAUCUGUAGACAUGGAAAUGUCUGUGUUCAGGGCCGGUAAGGGGGCCUCGCUGGGAUUGGAGCCUCUGCAGUGGUGGAGGACGAAGGCCGUUCAGUUUCCACUGUUGGCAACAGUGGCACGGGCCUACCUGGCUGCCCCCGCCGUGGCAGGCAACGCCGCACUGGACUUUUUGCGGGAAGGGGUGGGAACCAUGUACAGAAAGAGAUCCAACAUUCCACCGGAAAGUUUGGAUUCAAUCCUCUUCCUGCACCACAACCACAUGUCCACCUGUGAUGCUGAGAAAACGUCAGUUAGGAAUGAUGACAAGAACAUCAGGACUGAAAAGGUUCUAUGAACACAAAAACACACUUAACUUAUCCAGAUUUAAACUGGAUUACUACUAUAAACCAAAAUCCCAAAUGAAAGCUAUGGGUGAUAAUCCUGGAAAAACUAGCAUGAGCAAGCUAUACUUAUGUAUAAAAAUACAGCCGAUACAUCCCAUCCCCUCCUUUCUACCGUCUGGGAAGUAGGUUAGUGACAGUCAGGUAUGCCAGCCAUUCAUUUCUUUCAGUCCAAAUGAUUCAGUCAAGUUUAUCACAGUCUUGCAAAGGCCAGAGUCACCAGUUCAAGCUCUGAACAGCAAUGAUCAGGUGACCAAAUACCUUUUUAUGAACGCUCUAAUUUGCCAAAAAGGGAGGUUAUACUGUGCCUCAGAUUUCAGUGUGUUCAUGAUAAAAAUUGCCUUUUUAGCGAUAAAAAAACUGCGGAUACCCACAAAUCGUUCUGUAAUAUGUAUGACUUUAAAAAAAUCAUAUAACCACGACUACUUUUAAAGCUGCAUUCCGAAGUUUUUGAAAAUAAAGGAUAAAGGAGAGAGAAAGAUAACUUAUAGAUGCAGAAAAUCUGUCACUUUAUUUAGCGAGUAUAGAUUGAAUUACUGUACGACUGACUCGCAGUUAAACUUCUUCUGUGUAGUAUGAACUCUGUAGUAUCUAGUGCCUUACCUUGUUUAAAUACAGUAGAUUGAAAGACAUUUUUAUUUUUUUUUUAUCCUUAAUGCCAAUUUCCAAGAAACAUAUGGCGUAUAACUGACAAUACAUGUGUAGACUGUCAAACUCUGUGGUUGUAUUAUGUAAAACUUCCACCAUGUGUCUAAACUAUUGCAUUUGUUUUGUGUUCUCCAAAGACUGACUAUUAGCUCACUUCUAUUAAAAAGGAAUUUAACAAUUGUUUCAGUAAAUGAAACAACCCUUGUGAAGGAUUUAGGAGGAUCUGUCGGCAGGAAUGGAAAAUAAAUUCAUGGUGAUGUUUUUUAUUAGUAUAGAUUCACCUGAAACUUAAUAUACAGUUUUUUUCACCUCAUGAGCCUUUCAUAUCCAUAUCUGUUAUCAACCAUACUAUUGCUGUUUCUGCAGUAGCCCAGAACAGACAAAUACUGUCUUUUAAAGAGAGCCUAAUACAGUUUGAUGGUGGAAGGUCACAGUAGGUUGUCCUACACACUCCUAAAUUCUCCUCAAUCUUAGACCUUGUUUAGAUCGUAGACCUGGUAUUAACGUCUGUCAUGAGUGUUCAGAUCGUACGUGACCAACGCUAAGUUCAUUUGUGAAAGCACCCAAAGUGUUCUGGGAUAUGAUCACUCAGACCUCGUUGGAGAUGAUGCAGGUGGCCACAAACAAAUCAACUAAUGGACACAGAGUAGCUUAAAAAUACGAUGAAAAGGCACCGGCUGUGUGCUUGCAUGUUGACAGCGUUAAGUUUUUCUCUUCAAACCUGACAUUAAAAUAUUUUCUGACUGUGUCUCCUGUGACCACUUUAGGACGGAUGUUAAUACCACUCUGAAUACUGGCUCUUAAGGUCCCAGGUUAACAGUUUGAUCAUAAAAAACUUACUUGUACCGAGUAAGCUUUGCUGCCUCAUGUACAAUUGUAGAGAAUCUUGUUUACUGCUGGUUAUUGCUCUAUUUCACAAGGUAAUAUAAAGAAGUGUAUUGCACAGUUUAAGAUUUGUGAUUUAAGCCUACUUUUUAUUGUUUUACACCGUAGUGUCCUGGAAUCUUUGCUUAUUGACACACAUGUAUUUGUCUUUCUGUAAUGUAAACAUUGCAUACUUUUCUAAGUAAAAACUGUUCAAGCUC